Molecule: messenger RNA, 1137 nt
Organism: Aphidius gifuensis
Lineage: Eukaryota; Metazoa; Arthropoda; Insecta; Hymenoptera; Braconidae
Gene: Ip259
Product: ribosome biogenesis protein NSA2 homolog
Exons: 2
Coding region: 139-918 (259 amino acids)
Biological process (GO): maturation of 5.8S rRNA; maturation of LSU-rRNA
Cellular component (GO): nucleolus; preribosome, large subunit precursor
Source: RefSeq, a predicted model, not a curated record
AUCGUGCCCAUCGCCAUUAAAGAUUGUUUUAUUUUUUUUCUCUUUUUAAUAUAAAAAAAAUUCCAUAGGUAUCAAAGUUUUUGGAAAAAGACAAUAAAAAAUUAAUUAUAAUAUUGUUGAUUAAAAAAAUAAUUAAAAAUGCCACAAAAUGAAUAUAUUGAACGUCAUAGAAAGCUCUAUGGACGUAGACCAGAUUAUGAAGAAAGAAAACGUAAACGUGAAGCUCGUGAACCACACAGAAGAGCAGCACAAGCACGUAAUCUACGUGGUAUCAAAGCAAAGAUAUUUAACAAAGAAAGAAGAAAUGAAAAAAUACAAAUGAAAAAGAAAAUAAAAGCACAUGAACAGAAAAAAGUUAAAGAAACAACAGAACCAAUUCAAGAUGGUGCAUUACCAGCAUAUUUACUUGAUCGUGGUAUCACAAAUCGUACAAAAGUAUUGUCAAAUAUGAUUAAACAAAAAAGAAAAGAAAAAGCUGGUAAAUGGGAUGUACCAAUACCAAAAGUUAAAGCACAAUCAGAAGCUGAUGUAUUUAAAGUUGUUAAAACUGGUAAAUCAAAUAGAAAAGCAUGGAAAAGAAUGGUAACAAAAGUUACAUUUGUUGGUGAAAAUUUCACAAGAAAACCACCAAAGUUUGAAAGAUUUAUCAGACCAAUGGCAUUACGUUUUAAGAAAGCACAUGUUACACAUCCAGAGCUUAAAGCAACAUUUCAAUUGCCAAUUAUUGGUGUUAAAAAAAAUCCAAGCUCAGCAAUGUACACAACACUUGGUGUUAUUACUAAGGGAACUGUUAUUGAAGUAAAUAUUUCAGAAUUGGGUCUUGUUACACAAUCUGGAAAAGUUGUAUGGGGAAAAUAUGCACAAGUUACAAAUAAUCCAGAGAAUGAUGGUUGCAUUAAUGCUGUUCUUCUAGUCUAAAUUAUAAAAAAUUAUUAAAUUAAUAACAAAUUUAAAAACAAAUAAAUUAUUAGGAAUAAUAAAAUGUAUUUAAUUCAUAUUGUAAAUAAACACAAAAAUAAUAUUUUAAUUAAAAUACAAGACUUUAUACGACUUAUAAAUUGAUCCUGCACAAAUGAAAAAUUAUUCUGUUGUUGAUGAUGACAUUUAAUAAUUGAUGGAUGGAUGUUUGUAUUUAUU